CAGGUGUUACCAUGUUGCCUACGGUUUGCUAUCAAUGCUUAUUUGUGUUGCUUAAUUAUUUUGUUUAAUCAUACUUAUUUUCGUUUGCUUUGCUUUUACUUAACAUUAGUUAUUUAGUUUGUUUCGUGUAGAAUCUAGUUUAUGUAUGUAUAUUUUUAUAAUUGAAUAGUUUGUAAAAUCAAAAAGCGAUAUAAUUAAAUUAGAAUAUAUUAACAUAUUUUGUUAGAAUAAUGAAAUAGAGAAAAGAUUCACAUCUUGUAUAAUUGACUGUAAUUGGAAAUUCUCAUUGAGUUCUCAGUGUACUCAUGCUAUUAUUUUUGAACCGUUGUUUAUAAUUUUAUAUUUCAUAACAGGUUCUUUUGUUCUUAACUAUUUUUUGUAUCAUAAUCAACGAUCAUCAACCUGAGAUAACAAAGAAGUAUUAUGUUCUCAAUUCAACAAUUGAAAACAAGAUUUGGUCCUUAUAUAGUCCAUAAAUGCUGCAUUUUAAGACGAUAUAGCAUUCUCACAAAACAUGAUACAAUCAAAGUUCGAAGAGCUACGUUAGAUGAUUAUGACAACGUUAUCGCAAUGAGAGACCCAAAAGAACUUUAUGGAGGUUACGACCCAUUACCAGAUACCUACAAAAUGAUUGUAGAGAGUCCAACGACCGUAGCAUAUGUUGCAACUGUAAAUGAAAAACCGGAGGGAGUGGCCUGUGCAUCGUUAAUUGAUGACGGAAAAACAGUCGGAAUGUUCGGAUUAAGAGUUUCAGCAAAAUAUCAUGGUUGUAGAUUAACCCGAAAACUCUUUAAUCACAUUGAAACUGUCUCUCAUGGAACUGCAUUGCAAUUUGUUGGUUGCACAUAUGGAACAGUCAGCCGCAAGUUUGCUAGUGGAUUUUAUAUCAAAUGUUCCGACAACGUAAUGUCAAAGAAAACGGAUCAAUACCUGACCAAUAGCAAAAAGAUUGCAGACAGUUUAAUGUUCAGCAAAAGAAAUUCAACUUCAGCGCAUGUUAUUAACAUAAACCAUCUUAAAGUAUUAUUUUCUUCGUAUAUACUAUGCAGGCAUCUUUUCCCAGGAGGCCGAUUGUUAAAAUAUUGGUUGAUUUACCGAAUACAUCCUUCCAAUAUCCCUUUAAUAAUGAAUAAAAGGACUAGGGCUGUUGCUUCAUGUUUACAUCAACCCAACAACGCAUUAAUAACCAUAGGAACAUAUGCUUAUAGUUUCAAAGGAUUGGUCUACAACCUUGAUGUUUAUGGAAAUACUGACGCAAAUUUUAGUGAACAUCUUUACCUUCAUUUAAAAGAAAUUGUAUGUCUUGUAGAAGAUAAAAUUUGCUUUGAAAUAGUAAUACCAGAUGAAACACCAAACAAAGGAAUUGACGAAGCGUUUCUCCUGUUUGGCUUUGAAAGAAACAACAACAGUAACCAAUUUAGAGUAGAUGCAUGGGAGAGCAGCGCUAAAUAAUUUUUUGAGUCUUUGAAUUGAGAACAAAAUAUAGUACAAAGCUUUUACUUAUUGGAAAACUCUGUUAUCAAUAUAUAGAUUUACAAUUCCCUUAUUUUAGCAAUCGUUAGUUGUCUACGUCUUUGAGUUGUCGUUUCAUGGGAAGACACUCAAGGUAUAUAUGUAGGUUAAUGAAUAUAUUUUGGCACUAGAUGUA
Messenger RNA from Mytilus californianus (California mussel), 1648 nucleotides. RefSeq lists its product as uncharacterized. The transcript is spliced from 3 exons. The record is from RefSeq and is a predicted model, not a curated record. Bases 424 to 1452 code for a protein of 342 amino acids. Lineage: Eukaryota; Metazoa; Mollusca; Bivalvia; Mytilida; Mytilidae.